AUGUCGUCUCCGCUCAAGAGAAUGUUUUCUAUGAAGAAGGACACUGCUCCCAGUGGCCCGUUAGAGGAGCCUGCUGCCAAGUCAAGCGACUGCAAGAAGGAGAAGAAGAUUCUGGAACUGAAGCUUGAGAUCACGGAGCUGAAACGUGAGAUCAAGGUGCUGAGCGGAUGUCGCGAUGACGCGAUAAACGCCGAGCAUACAGUCGCGGAACAGUGGAGUCGCCUCACAAGUGCCCUUGAAGUCUUGCAAGACCUGGACAAGCAGCUCGGGUCAACCUAUGACCGAAAGGGAAUUGAAAAGGCCAUCAUGGAUGCGACCACUAAACAGGACGUGCUUGGUUACAAGAGACAUGAGGCCCUCAAGAAGGUCAACCAGGCUGAGCAAGAGAUUGCAGGAUGCCGGGACACCAUCGAAAGGCACGCCAGCACACUCAAGGCCUACAUUAAGUCUCGAGUCGACUAA
Messenger RNA from Fusarium graminearum PH-1, 462 nucleotides. RefSeq lists its product as uncharacterized. The record is from RefSeq and is a predicted model, not a curated record. The transcript has 2 exons. Bases 1 to 462 code for a protein of 153 amino acids. Lineage: Eukaryota; Fungi; Ascomycota; Sordariomycetes; Hypocreales; Nectriaceae.